Geodia barretti is the source of this 1154-nucleotide messenger RNA. The record is from the annotation of a GenBank genome assembly. Lineage: Eukaryota; Metazoa; Porifera; Demospongiae; Tetractinellida; Geodiidae.
CAACAUCACCUGGCAAACCUACUCUUAUGUAAUGUGGAAUUUUCUAACGAUGAUGAGACAGCUCUGUUACACCUGACAAUGUGUACAAGGGUUAAAAAAAGGUCCUUUGUAAAGAGGUGUCAUUAUUCAUAAGAGGUUCUUCUGAAUAGCUGUGUUGCGGGGCGUAUGUCUCUCUUCUCUCAAGAUGGCAGCUACAGUCGACCUCUUCCCGACCUUUGCAGCGGUGGCUGGAGCUCCUCUGCCUCCUCAAGUGACUCUGGACGGCCUCGACAUAUCUCCCCUGCUCUUCCAGAACCAGCCUAGCCCCAGGGAUACGUACUUCUUCUUUUCUGACAAUGUUAAGCCGUCACUGGGUGUGUCUGCCGUUCGUUGGAACCAGUACAAGGCUCAUUACAACUCCCACGGUGGUCUUUGUCCUGAUACCUACCCUGACGAGGUCUGUCGUGGCAACUUCAGUCUCCAUAGUUACGACCCUCCCCUCCUCUACGACGUGAACUCUGACCCCGGGGAGAUCUACCAGCUGGACCCGACUCUCUAUGCCAACGUUCUCUCCCAGAUUGAAAAGGUGAAGGAAGCGUUUGAGUCAUCGCUGGUGUGGGGAGAGAGUCAGAUGGACAGAGGGACCGACAAUUCCCUCCAGCCCUGUGCCAACAGGACGUGUGUCCCGACCCUUGCCGCGUGGCCCGGCUGUUGCAGGACCGCUACCUCCACUGAGCGGGGACCACUGCGACUGGUUGACUCCUCCCCCCUCAUUCCCUGACUCACCUCCUGACGCUAUUUACACUAAUUGAUUACUGGACCCCGCCUCCUCCCUAUAUAAUUAUAUUACUCCCUCUAUUCAUGAACCUCAUGAACCGUGGCACACUCAAACUUGAAGAGAAAAGAGUAGUGAUUACAACACACAUUUGACAAUAUUAUUGUGUCCAAGCUGCUACGUUACUUGACGUUUGUCCUCUGAAUCUUCCAAAAUCUGAUGCAUGAGUGUGGGCUGGACCACUGGAACGGAAUGGGGACUGGCCGAUUCGCCCUCGGAAUAGGACCGCAACCGCUCGGUACGGGGACUCGGUUCCAUGGCUUCGCAGUGGGUGUGGCUAUGCUCCUCGUCUCCGUCCCAGUGGUGGUGCAUGUCCCACGGCACGCUCUCCAUCCUCAUC